AUGGAAGAAUUUUUCAACCAGUCAAGGAAAGAUUUUUUGGAGUUGUAUGUGUACAUUGCCGGAGCAGAGGAUGUUGUUUUAUCGGUGAGGUCAGUUGCUUUAAAUUCUUCAUGUCAUGCAUCAACAUCUGCUGCUUAUGCUUCUCCAGAAUUUGCAACCAAAAAAGAGGUUCGAAUGGCACUGAAGAUCAACCUCAUGAGGGAGCAUCAAGAUGCAAUUGUAAUUGAGAUCACGCCUACAAAAUUAAGCAUGAAAUAUUGCGCUCAUGAUAAGGGUUGCUUGUGGCAGGGUCACAGACAGCUUGAUACUGAUGUCAUUGCGGAGCUUGUCCUAGACAGUGUUGCGAGGCUUCAAUUUUUCAAACCAGUGAUACAAAUCGAUGGCACUCAUUUAUAUGGCAAGUAUAAAGGAAAAUUGUUGGUUGCCAUGGCUCAAGAUGGAAAUGACGAAUGUUUACCACUUGCAUUUGCCAAUGUUGAAGGUGAGACCUUGGAAGCCUGGGACUAUUUUCUUGUUAAUAUUCGUGCUUAUGUUACGCAAAUGUCAAAUAUAUGCCUCAUUUCAGAAUGGCAUCGUAGCAUAAUAUCUGCUGUGGAGAAUAACCUUAAUUGCCAGCCACCAAAUGCAUAUCACGUGUUUUGCCUUCGUCAUAUUGCUAGCAAUUUUAAUCAAAAGUUCAUGAAUGAGAGGUUGAAGAGGAAAUUAAAGAAUUUAGGUUAUACCCCGUCAGUGGAGGAUUUUGAAAGAGGUUUUGCACGAUUCCCUCAGGUUGCAGAGUGGAUUGAUGCCAUCUCUAAGAAAAAAUGGACGCGUGCAUAUGAUGUUGAAGGAUGCAGAUAUGGGCAUAUGACAACUAACUUGGCAGAAUCUGUAAACAAGGUGUUAAAAGGGAAAAGAAAUAUGCCAAUAACUGCUCUGGUUAAGCACAUAUACAACAAAUUAAUACAUUAUUUUGUUAAUAAGGGUCAAGCAGUUGCUUCACAACUUCAAUCUACACAUCGUCAUUGCCAAAAUAUAGUUCGACUGCUGAAGCACAAUGAACAUCUAGCUAGAGGCCACCAUGUGCGCGCAUAUAACGUUGACCAAACAGUCUUUGAGGUUGACGAGGGAUGGGAUAAGUCGUAUUCUGUUGAUCUGCCAGAGAGUCACAUUGCUGCUGCUACUUUAAGUGUUCGUCAGAAUCCUUUCCAAUACGUGGAUGACAUAUUCUUGACAACUAACUUGGUUCAGGCAUAUUCAUUUCCGUGGAAGCCAAUUGGUAAUGAGGAAGCUAUUCCACCAAGUGCAGGUCCGAUGCUUAUACCUGAAACUUCUAUGCUACGUGCAAAAGGUCGUCCAAGGUCCACCAGAAUCCGUGAUGAGAUGGAUGAAGUCGAGACAAGUCAAAAUCGUAUUAGGUGUGGUAUUUGCAAGCAACAUGGCCAUAAUCGCAGGGGUGUCCUAAUCGCGAAGCGAACGAUUGAAUGA
This is a messenger RNA of Gastrolobium bilobum, 1467 nucleotides long. RefSeq lists its product as uncharacterized. The transcript is spliced from 6 exons. NCBI's taxonomy places the organism in Eukaryota, Viridiplantae, Streptophyta, Magnoliopsida, Fabales, Fabaceae. The coding region runs from base 1 to 1467 and encodes 488 amino acids. The record is from RefSeq and is a predicted model, not a curated record.